Pollicipes pollicipes is the source of this 1554-nucleotide messenger RNA. Its product is annotated as sodium-coupled monocarboxylate transporter 1-like. Gene Ontology annotation, molecular function: symporter activity. Lineage: Eukaryota; Metazoa; Arthropoda; Thecostraca; Pollicipedomorpha; Pollicipedidae. Bases 1 to 1554 code for a protein of 517 amino acids. The record is from RefSeq and is a predicted model, not a curated record. Gene Ontology annotation, cellular component: membrane. The transcript has 10 exons. Gene Ontology annotation, biological process: transmembrane transport; sodium ion transport.
AUGGCGUCUCCGAAGACGUUCGGUCUGGUCGACUACUGCGUGUUCGGCAGCGUGCUGUUGUCCUCGCUGCUGAUUGGCGUGUACCACGCCUUCCGCGGCAAACAGACCAACGCUGAGAUGCUGCUUGGCGGCAGGAACAUGGCCAUCCUGCCCGUGGCCAUUUCUAUCAUGGCAACGUUCCUCUCGGCCAUCCUGGUUUUGGGUUCGCCAGCCGAGAUGUAUAUGAACGGCACGCAGUACUGGGUGAUGGUACUGGCACUUCUCAUCUCCCUGCCGUCCGUGGCUCUGCUCUACCUGCCCAUCUUCUACCGAUGCGGUCUGACGUCUGUCAACGAGUACCUGCAGCUCAGGUUUGACAACCACGUCCUGCGAGUACUCUGCGUGCUGGGCUACCUGGUGCAGACAUCGCUGUACAUGGCCAUCGCCCUGUACGCGCCCAGCUUGGCCUUGAGCUCCACCACCGACCUAACCCUGGAGACCAGCAUCAUCUGCACGGCGGUCGUAGCGACCCUCUAUACAACGAUUGGAGGUCUGAAGGCCGUGGUCUGGGCUGAUGUUCUCCAGGCAGUCGUCAUGGGUGCCGGUAUGGUAGCCAUCAUUGUUCAAGGCUCCAUCAACGUGGGAGGAUUUGGCAACAUAUUCCACAUCAACGCCGAACACGGCAGGAUGAACUUGUUCGACUUCAGCGUGAGUCCCUGGCAAAGACACAACUUCUGGAACGUGUUCUUCGGCUACCUGUUCAUGUGGACCACGGUGAUGGGUGUGAACCAGAGUGCGGUGCAGCGCUACAUGAGCCUGCCUACCAUGAAGGCGGCCAGAACCGCCUGCCUCCUUAACGCCCCGGCCAACAUUCUCUACAUAUCGCUGGCCUGCCUGUGCGGUCUGGCCAUCUUCGCCACGUACGCCGACUGCGACCCGCUCCGGAUGGCUCUCAUCGAGAGGAAGGACCAGCUGGUGCCCUAUUUCGUGCUGGACCAGAUGUCCUACCUCACGGGCCUGCCGGGCCUCUUUGUGGCCUGCAUCAUGUCUGGAGCGCUCAGCACCAUUUCCUCCGGCCUCAACUCGCUGGCAGCCAUCACCUGGCAGGACUUCUUGAGCAACAUCAACUUCUUCAAGAGCAUGUCACCAGUCACACAAUCUUGGAUAACAAGAGGCAUCAUGGGUAUGGCCUUCAUGGCCAGCCAGCUCGGGGGAGUGCUGCAGGCUGCAGCGACCGUCACCGGGGCCGUCAGUGGCCCUGUGUUUGGCGUCUUCACGCUGGGCAUCUUCAUUCCGUUCGCCAACGGCAAGGGUGCCGUGGCAGGACUUGUAACGGCCUUGGCAAUGGGCGCCUGGGUAGUGGUGGGCGCGUACGGAUCUGGAGAACAGCCCGAGCCUCUACCCACCUCUAUCGCUGGCUGCGGCACCAAUCUGACGUCACUGGUGUCGUCCACUACACCACCACCAAUGGACAUGGGCCCGGUGCGAACAGAGGAGGAGGAGCCCAGCCCCCAAUACGCCGCUGACAACGCCGCGUUCCUGAUGGCCAAAUACAAGCAGGCCGAGGCGGGCUGA